AUACGCUUCUUUGCCGGCCGGCCUCGAUCCAGUCCUAUAAGAAGCGAGGAGGACCCGAAGGCUAUGCAUUGCGCUCAUCAUCUCAAAAGCUCUUCUUCUUCUCCUUAGUUGAUUUCAUCUUCAGUUGCUUGAGCUUAAUUACAGACUGAGAGAAGAUGUCUUGCAGCUGUGGAUCUAGCUGCAGCUGCGGCUCAAACUGCUCCUGCGGAAAGAAGUACCCUGACCUGGAAGAGAAGAGCAGCAGCACCAAGGCCACCGUCGUGCUGGGUGUGGCGCCGGAGAAGAAGGCGCAGCAGUUUGAGGCGGCCGCAGAGUCCGGCGAGACCGCCCAUGGCUGCAGCUGCGGUUCCAGCUGCAGGUGCAACCCUUGCAACUGCUAAGAUGCCUGCCUGCAUCUACCAUCUAUCAUGUGUGCGUGUGAAUUGUGAUGCAGAAAAAUAAAGAAGCUUGGCCAUUUGGGUUGGUGCUUGACCAAUAUAUAUGGGGUGUGUGUGUGUGUGUGAUGGGUUAAUCGAUGUGCUAUGUUAUUGGUUUCACUAUUCACGUACUAUGCUUGUAAUGGUGUAUCCACAGAUGAAGUGAUGAAUAUAUUAAACUGGUUUGGCUAUUAUUUCCUA
Messenger RNA from Oryza sativa Japonica Group (Japanese rice), 617 nucleotides. The record is from RefSeq and is a predicted model, not a curated record. NCBI's taxonomy places the organism in Eukaryota, Viridiplantae, Streptophyta, Magnoliopsida, Poales, Poaceae.